Molecule: messenger RNA, 783 nt
Organism: Ceutorhynchus assimilis (cabbage seed weevil)
Lineage: Eukaryota; Metazoa; Arthropoda; Insecta; Coleoptera; Curculionidae
Source: the annotation of a GenBank genome assembly
AACUGCUCUAAGAGCAAACAACGUUGCCGUGAUUUACCAUUCAUAAACAAAAACAAGCCCUUGUUCUAUCAAUGGAAUGUAAUUGAUGCACCCAGUGCGCACUACUAUGAAAUCUUCAAAAGUCUACUCUCAGUGGUUUCGAAAACCCCUAUAUUUAGUUAUCUCUCUCGCACUCAUUAGUAAAAUCCAAUUUUUAUUUUCAAAUUGGACAACUGGCUCCACGUCAUAUAAAUUUUUGGUGGUGAGGUGGAAGAUUGCUGAAAAUAUUUGUCAGUUUUUCUGCAUAUUCUGCAACGAGUACUUUUUGUUAAAUAAAAUCUGACUCUACAGUCUACAUUAUUAUUGCUCUCUGUUGCUGCAAGUUCCAGUAAUUAUAAAGCAAAAAUGGAUCAAGUAGUGAAAUUUGUUGAACCUGGUCGUCAAUUCGCCAAAGAUUCCAUCAGAUUGGUGAAGAGGUGCACUAAACCAGACAGGAAAGAAUACCAGAAAAUCGCAAUUGCCACUGCUAUAGGAUUCUGCAUAAUGGGCUUCAUUGGAUUUUUCGUCAAGCUGAUCCAUAUCCCCAUUAAUAACAUCAUUGUCGGCUCAUAAGUUUUUUUGUUUCAUUAUGGUUCAUUUCAUUUUUUUUUUUGUACUCAUAAUAAGAUUAUUUAUUUUUUACAUAUAAUGCCUUAUGUAUUUGGAUGCAUCAUCCGAGUUUGUUAGUUUCUUGAUCAUGCAAUAAAUAAAAGGGUUGUUUUCAAGAAUUCUACUUUUUUUUUCUGUACCCAAAACAUACAGGAG